Acanthamoeba castellanii str. Neff is the source of this 3267-nucleotide messenger RNA. Its product is annotated as leucine rich repeat domain containing protein. Gene Ontology annotation, molecular function: protein binding. The transcript has 13 exons. NCBI's taxonomy places the organism in Eukaryota, Discosea, Longamoebia, Acanthamoebidae. Gene Ontology annotation, cellular component: SCF ubiquitin ligase complex. The record is from RefSeq and is a predicted model, not a curated record. Gene Ontology annotation, biological process: SCF-dependent proteasomal ubiquitin-dependent protein catabolic process. The coding region runs from base 1 to 3267 and encodes 1088 amino acids.
AUGGAGCUCAUCAUCGAAGACUACCUCCCACCACCACCCCCCAGCACCAGCACCAGCACCAGCACCAGCACCAGCACCAGCACCAGCACCAGCACCAGCACCAGCACCCGCAACCAUCCAUCGAAGCGCCAGGUGCCGCUGCACCAUGCCUCCACUCCCUCUCACAAGCUCCUCUCUACUCGCGAACCUUCGCUGGAGUCGGAAGGUCCCCACGACGGUCCGCGAGCCCUCAGCACCCAGCACACCGCCCGCAGGGGCGAGGUCCUUUUCGGACGAGGACAGGGGCAGCAGCAGCAGCAGCAGCAGCUGAGCGGAGGUUUGCAGGAGCCGAGGCAAAGGGAGGGCGGCGCGGCUGCGACCGGAGGGGCGAAGGACCGGGGCAGCUUCAUGCAGAAGAUGAAGGGAUGGAAGCGUGAGUUGUGGGAGGCACUCACGUCAGUGGACCGACACGUGAAGAAGAAGGCCGAAGAGGACCACCGAGAGUUGUCCGACGGAGAGAAGAAGCACUCGGUGAAGGAGUUCAAGCAAAGCUACAUGCCCACCCGCGAGGCCGCUCGUGCUGUCCUCGACCCCCGCUACGCUGGCCACUGCCUGGGCACCGACAUCAACAAGCUCGCCUGCGAGGGGCUUCUCUCCGAGGCGCCCUCCGUUCUCAAGGCUGCCGUGGACAAGGUGCCGCAAAAGCUGGACGAGGUGAUUUCGCUUUCAUCGCACCUGCUGGACGAGCUCAUCGAACAGGCCAAGCGGGAGAACGCCACGGGAGACCAGCAGCAGGGGGUGAGGCUGCACAAGUUUCUCGAGUUCUACAAGGGCUACAAGGAGCGCUCCCUCCGCACGCGCAUGGAGCACCUCAAAUCCCGCAUCGAAGCCGAAGCCGCCACGCUCGUGCAGGAGGCCUGCAGCGAAGCCCUCGCCAGAGAGGUGCUGCAACCGGCGGAGCAGUCGCGACCAUCGUCGGUUAUGGGCUACCACCAACUGCUCGACUCUUCACUCCCUCGCGUGCCUCUCGCCGCCGCACAAGCUAUACAAGCGCGUGUCACGGACCUCGUGGGGCGCGCCUUGGCCGAGGUCGACGAAAUUCAGGCCGAGCUGCUCCCGCCCAUGCCUGACGCCUAUGCCUCGCUGGCCAACAAGCUUCACCAAAUGGUCAUCCACGAGGAUGAGCCCCACGCCAAAAAGAGAAGAAUGGAGGUGAUUGAUCUCACUACGGACGACGACCACGACACGAACCACCGCCCGCAGACUCACACAGACAAUGCCGACGAGAAUACCGAGAGCAUGGAGGAGGAGGAGGAGGAGGAGCAAGCAAGCAAAGGCAGUCGCCCGCCCCUCAGGUUGGUGCGGCGAGUGUCUACUCUGGUUGAGCUGUGCAUUGGCACGUGCGCCGAGUACGUGGACUACCUUCCGGAUAUUCCGGACGGGUGCUUCCCAGAAGACCUGCUGCAGCGCAUGUUUACGCUCCUCAUCGAGAGGGGCGUGCUGAGCGAGGAUGCCCUUCACCGCCUCCUCUCUUCCUCCAUGACGGGGCUCAACCUGCGCGGAUGGAAGCAACUAUCCCCAGCUUCUUGCAGCGUCAUCGCCCGUUGCACUUUGCUCCGCCGGCUCGACCUCGCAGGCACGCCAUCUCUUUUUCUUUUCCGGCGGCGGCGGCGGCUGGUGGUGGUGGUGGUGGUGGUGGUGUUCCCGUCUUCCCGUCUUCCCCGCCACGGCACCAACGAGGGGCUAUCUGGCUGCACUGGCCUGCUCGACGAGGGACUUGCGGAAAUCCUGAGAUCGGCCAGCACCGCCCUCGAAUCGUUGAGCGUGGAAGGGUGCACGGGUCUCACAGACUCAUGGCUCUCGAAUCUCUCCCUGUGCCCCAACCUACGCUCUCUCGAUGCCUCCUCGUGCCCCCGCAUCACCGAUGCCACGCUCAAGGACCUUCCGCUCCGUUGCCCGCGCCUCACCGCUCUGCACCUUCGCCGCUGUCCUUUGGUGACCGAUGAAGGACUCAGCCAAGCGGGGCGCUGGACAGACCUGACGACACUCGAUCUCUGGGAGAACAUGCGGCUCACGGACCGUACGUUGUUGGCGGCUUCAUCAUGUGGCAAGCUUGAGACGGUGCGACUAUGCGGCCGAGCGUUUACCGACAGUGGCAUGCGCUCCCUGGCCAGCGGUUGUCCUGGCCUGAGGUGCGUGGAUGUUGCUGGCGCCUCCCUUUCGGAUGCCUCUGUCCACGCCUUGGCCGACCACUGCCCAAAGCUUGUGCGACUCUCCAUUCCCCACUCCGCCCGCAUCACCGACGCUGCAUUCGUUCUCCUGCCCGAAGGCAUCCGGUUGGGCGCUGUCGAGGAGCUCGAUGUCAGUCGCGCCUCUGCACUGAGCGACGAGUUUCUGCGCGCCAUCGCCCUUCGCUGCCCUCGACUGCGCCGCGUAGCUCUCGCCGGCUGCGAGCAGCUGACGGACACGGGGCUGGUGCUGCUGGCAAACCGAUGCCAGCUGUUGACGCACGUGUCGUUGGCGCAGUGCAAGAAGAUAACGGACCGAGGCAUAGGCGCCCUCAUCCGGGCCUCCGCUGGCCGGCUGGUGGCCCUCUCCCUGGAGAACUGCCAUCAAACCACGGACGCCACGCUUCUCGCUCUUGCUGAGACCAACUGCACUGGCCUGGUCGACUUGGACCUUUCGGGCUGUGACGCUGUGACGGACGAGGGCUUGCGUGCCAUCGUGGCCACCUCGACGGCGCUCGAGGGGCUCUCCGUGGAGGAGCUCACCGAGCUCACCGAGGAGGGCAUCUCGCUGCUCGGUCAUUUCCACCAUCUCAAGCGCCUGCGAGUGGGCUAUUCCAAGGGCCUCACCGACGCUGCGCUUGCGACCAUCGUAGCGGGCUGUGCCGAGCUGCAAUCACUGGACCUCUCCUACUGCAACAGCGCGCAGCUCACCGGGGCUGGCAUCGAAGCUGCGAUCGGACAGCUCAAGGCCCUCGAUGCCCUUUCGCUGCGAGGAGCAACGGCUGGCGCGGGAGCGCGGAUAGUGCACGACCGGUUAUCCUCACUCAACCUGUCCUGGUGCAAGACACUCCAGGACGACGCACUCGAGCGCUUUGCGGAGGGCUGCCCUUCCCUUCGCCACAUCGACCUGGCCUGGUGCGACCAGAUCACUGGCGCGGCAGUGCACCGGCUCGCCCAGAAACUGGCUUCUCUCCGGUCAUUCAACCUCCGUGGCUGUCACAAGAUCCCCUCCCUCACCAUCCAGUUUUUAACACACGCGGGCAAAACUGUACAGCGGUAA